AUGGCAAGAGCAAAUUCCGAAUUGGUACAAUAUUAUAUUUCUACGUUGAGUAGGGAUCGCAUAUUUCCUCCCUUCUUUAACGAUCCAGAAACACUCGUUCCUGAUGUUGCUGGAAAUCGCAGGCCACCAAGGCCUUUGAAUGCUUUUCUUCUUUUACGAAAAAACGUAGCAGAAGAAGCUCGUCGCUGUAUUGACCACCCAAAUAUGCGUGUAAUCAGCAAAGUAAGCUCAAUUUUGUGGGCAAAUUCAACCCAAGAAGAAAAGGACGUUUAUCAGUGUUUGGCGAAAGACGUCAGCCGAUUACAUGCUAUCAGAUUUCCAGAUUUUACCUAUACCGUACCAAGAAGACAACUAUCCUUCAGACCAUAUUGUGGACCUCCUUCGUUGCCAGAAAGUGAUUGCACGCCAGGACCGUCAUCUAUGACAACAUUUAUGCCUCAGGUCGAACAUACGCGUAAUCUGAUGACUCCCCCUCCCUCACCACCAUUAUAUACACAUGUACUAUCAGGAGAAUUGCCCACCGAUUACGUUUCAGUAAAUGAUUUUCAACCAGAGAUUUACGCAUUUAUUGAUAUGGACAGCGAACUGUAUCCGUAUGUCGCGAAUCCAUAUACCAUUACUCAAAUGUUUUGA
Molecule: messenger RNA, 633 nt
Organism: Paraglomus occultum
Lineage: Eukaryota; Fungi; Glomeromycota; Glomeromycetes; Paraglomerales; Paraglomeraceae
Source: the annotation of a GenBank genome assembly